Lottia gigantea (owl limpet) is the source of this 651-nucleotide messenger RNA. RefSeq lists its product as hypothetical. Gene Ontology annotation, biological process: DNA replication. The transcript has 2 exons. The record is from RefSeq and is a predicted model, not a curated record. The coding region runs from base 1 to 651 and encodes 216 amino acids. Gene Ontology annotation, molecular function: DNA binding; nucleotide binding; DNA-directed DNA polymerase activity. NCBI's taxonomy places the organism in Eukaryota, Metazoa, Mollusca, Gastropoda, Lottiidae.
AUGGCCUUUGAUGCUAACGGUUUGUACGCUUCCGCCACGUCGGAUUUAGACAGCGAAUAUCCUAAAGCGGAAAGUGGUAGACCGUUUCUACCGGAAGAAAAUAAAGAAUUUGUUAAGCUCUUUAAUGAGCAGAUAUUCAGACCUAGAACGGCUAUUUUAAAAGUCUGGUUUGAAUAUCCUACUAACAUGUUCUUCCAACCCAUACCAGCUAAAGAUAAAAUUACUUUUACGAACAAAGAAGAAAUAGUUAAAGCCGGUGGACGAAUUAUUAGAAUAUUAGAUGGUAUAGUAUACGAAGAAAAUUUUAAAACUCCACCAUAUAGAGAUUAUAUUUUAAUUUUGAGAGAUCUAAGAAAUAAAUAUAAACGAGAAGGUAAUAUCGUAGGUAGUAAUUGCAUGAAAUUAUUAGGUAAUUCAUUGUAUAGUAAAUCUAUUCAGAAGGAUAUAACUACAUCGAGACAUUUACGGAGUGAAGCAACUUUAAAAGCCAACUUCGAUUCACACGUCAAAAGCUAUCCUAAAGUAAAUGAGACUCAAUAUAUCCUUGAGAUAAAUGAAGAAGAAAAUAUAUUUGACUGUAUACCUCCUAAAUCUACACGACUAACACCUAGUCAUUUGGGGUCAUUCGUAUUAUCUCACAGUAAAAAAUAA